Messenger RNA from Clonostachys rhizophaga, 549 nucleotides. Lineage: Eukaryota; Fungi; Ascomycota; Sordariomycetes; Hypocreales; Bionectriaceae. The record is from the annotation of a GenBank genome assembly.
AUGAAUAUUCUCAGAUCAGCCGCCCACUACCAGAAGACUGUCCAAAGGAAACUAUUUGGCAGAGAGAUCAAGGAUGGAGAUCUAUCGGCGGAAAUCGUUCUAAACGAUAUCAGAGAGAUUGAUGUUGUUGCAGAGAGGAUACACAAAGUGAGAUUGCGAACUACCAAGCUACUCUGGCCACUGCGCAAGGGAAAACGAUCAUGGCCUUUACUGUUGCUACGGUUCUUUUUACCCUACAUUCAUAUUCGAACUCGCCGGAUACUUACGAUGAAUGACCAAGUCUUUGUGUCUAUCGCAGUUUCUCUAGUCCUUGCAUUCGUUGCUUUCUACCGGCACAGAAUUACAAAGCAGCUAUCAAGAAUCUUCCAAGUGGCUGUUCUUCAGAAAGCCUCGAAGGACGAUGAUUUUGCCAAGACUGAGACGACAGGAGCCAAGGCUGAGAAGAUAGAAGAUUCUACGCCGCCCGUCGAGCCCCCGGCGGCUAAGGGUGAGGGUAUGUACCAUCGUUUAAGGGGUCAUGGCAAAGCAGAGCAGGAUUCUCAUGUGUAG